Messenger RNA from Cadophora gregata, 1346 nucleotides. RefSeq lists its product as uncharacterized. The transcript has 3 exons. The record is from RefSeq and is a predicted model, not a curated record. The coding region runs from base 621 to 1346 and encodes 241 amino acids. Lineage: Eukaryota; Fungi; Ascomycota; Leotiomycetes; Helotiales; Ploettnerulaceae.
GCAAGGCAAUUGACAGUUGGACUCUUCAGAUAAGUCAGAACUGUGUAUAACAGAUCGUUGUCCUUGAAGUAUUGGGGAAGACAAAGCUUUGUCGUAAUCGAAAGUUCGCUUCGAGUUUCAUGCGAGUCAUUUGCAGGCUUCAUUGAAGUGCAACUUCACCCUGACGGACGAGUGACCCAAGCUGCCAACAGAAGCCAGGACCAUGUAUGUGCUAUUUUCAUCUUAGCCCAUUUCUUUGCGAGCAAUGCCAAGUAAUCCAACACCCCACUAUCAAGGCUGUGAAGAGAGAAACGUGAGAUGACAAGAGGUUGACACCAUCCAAAGGUCGGCUUCCCUUGCGGAGAUCAUUGGCAGGUGAGCCGCACGACUAGCCACGUUCUCCCACCCCGUCAAGAUGCAGUCAAUGAGAGUUUAGUCCAAUCUUAGUGACAUUUCCGUUAUCUUGCCGAUAUGAUCGGUAGAUUGAGCUGGCCAUGGCCAGAAGUUGAAGGUUAUGAUAUAAGAAGACCAGCUUCCGGUCGUUUCCUCUCACCACCAAGCGAUCUUCUUCGACUCCUUGUCAUACCACACUCUUUUUACUUCGCCCGCCUUCGCUGCUUUAACUAGUAGUGAUCAACACCAUGCAGCUCUUCAACAUUCUUUCCCUCUUGGCUACUGCAGCAAGCAUCAAUGCCUCGCCUGUAGCACUUCAAUCAAGAGCAGUGGUUCCCCAUGAUUCGCUGUGGCCACUGGCGGAGAGUCUUCCUAGCGGAGCCAUUGGCAAUGCUAUCAGAAGAUUUGAGCCUUAUCUACACAUUGCCCAUGGUUGCCAGGUGAUGACUGCUGUCAAUGCUAAGGGAGAUACGAGUGGUGGGCUUGACGAUACUGGAAACCCUUCAGCUGGGUGCAGAUAUACAGAUCGUCAGCAGACUUAUGUCAGAACUGCUUGGUAUAAUGGACGAUUUGCGAUCAUGUAUGCGUGGUACUGGCCAAAAGAUCAGCCCGCAGCAGGAGAUGUUGUCAGCGGUCACCGCCACGAGUGGGAGAGCACCGUCGUCUGGCUCAACAACCCCGCCGUUGCAAACCCAACACUGAUUGGUGCAGCGGCGUCCGGACACGGUGGAUAUAAGAAGUCGACCAACCCAUUGAGAAAGGGAGAUCGCAUCAAGGUCGAAUACUACACCGAAUUCCCCAGAAAUCAUGAGUUGCAAUUCACGAAUACCGAGGGAUUGGGAUUCUGGAAGAUUGACUGGGAAAGUCUACCUGGACCAGCCAGAACUGCUCUUCAGAACACAGAUUUUGGCAUGGCGAAUGUGCCGUUCAAGGAUGCUAACUUCGUGAAUAACCUUGAAAAGGCUUGGGUAUAA